Raphanus sativus (radish) is the source of this 2945-nucleotide messenger RNA. RefSeq lists its product as uncharacterized. The record is from RefSeq and is a predicted model, not a curated record. The transcript is spliced from 2 exons. The coding region runs from base 1491 to 2900 and encodes 469 amino acids. Lineage: Eukaryota; Viridiplantae; Streptophyta; Magnoliopsida; Brassicales; Brassicaceae.
UGCACCCAAAAUCGAGCACCGUCCUGUUUGGUUCAUGGACACGAUCCAAGGUGGUGACCUUGUCGACCAGCUAGACCUAGCCGAGGUUUUCUCAUCAGAUUAUGCAAUCUUGGAUAAGCUGAAUACUCAAGUGAGCUGGACUGACACUAUCAUGGACGAGCUGAGCUGGAAUAACACUCACCCAGACGAGCUGAGCAAGUUGGUUCGACCUUCUGAGCUGGAUCGACCAUCAAACCACCCGAGAAGCAACACAGAUAUAUGUUCAUUGUUCGAAGCAUAUCUUCUAAACCAUGAUGUUUCUUCACUUGAAACCACAUGGAGAAUGUGCUCAAUUCAAUUAUGGAACUCCACGAAGAAGAAUCAGAUCAAACAGAGUUCAGAUGAGGGAGUUAUGCCAUAUACAACUCAGUUGAUGUUCAGUUCUCGCGAAUUCAGACAUGUGUGGAUCGUCCCGCGUGUAUCCGUAUCCUUCCCAGCAUGGUGUGUACGACCAGCAUGAACCUGGACAUCUUUCUGAAUCUUGACUAGUCAACAUCUGAGACCGCGCAUUGACCAGUCUUCCUUGUUUUCCACACUUUGACUAGAUCUAGUCAAAUUUGUGUUUUCUAUGCAUUGUUUUCUGCACUUUCUUUUAUUUCUCUUUGACUCAAAGUACUAUAAAAUGUAAUCUUUGAUCAUGGCAAUAACAUCAACGAAAUUUCUUCUUUUAUUUGAGUUUUUACUCUUUGUUCUUUGUCAAGAACACUUUUAGUUUCUUUGGUGUGGUUAGCUCCAAACAAACGCCUCUUUCUAGUUGGACCGGUGCGUCAUAUCCGCCAACUGAUCGAGUUUGCUUCCUUGUCGGACCUGUGAGUCAUAUCAGGCGACAUUCAAGCACCCAGACAGUAUCAUUGGGUCAUUCCGCAACCCUUUGUGUCGUCAUUCAAUCCAUCAGUUCUCUUCGGAGUUCAUAUCUUUCAUACCGGUCGAGUGAUCAGAUUUAGGGUGUAUCAAGUGGUAUCAGAGCCACUCUUCCGGUAACUCUUUAUCAUUCCAUCUUCUCAUCUCUCCAUAUUCUUCUAAACACUUCUUCUUCUACCUUUCUUGAACCCGGGCCCCUCAUUACCCACCAUAGUUAAAAAAAAAAUGAUCUAAGUUUAUGCUGUAAAAAAAAAAGAGAAAAAAAGUUAUAAAAAAAAAAGAAAUUUCAAAGUUUGAUUUGUUUUGUGGUGUGGUGGUGGAAGAGAAAGCCUGCUGGCCGAAGAGAAAUCCGGCCUUUGAGGUGGUUAAGGCGGGUUCCCUCUAAAUCUCUUAUCUUUCUAUCUUUAAACACCUUCGUUUGUUUGGAUCUACCCGUUGGGGAUUCCUAGAGUUGUUCUUCUUAGAACUUUGAGUAUAAGACUUUGAGUGCACACUUUAAACUGAGAGAAACACGUGUGUGGGUGAGGAUCAAACACUCGAGUGUGUGAGAUUUUUAUCUAACGUUUUGUGUUUAAGAAUUUUCAGGAACCAUGACUAGUAAGGAUGAAAGGAGCCGACCAGGAAAUUCUUUUGUUGGUUUAUCUAACUUGCAGAUGAGGAAGAUCAAUGAUUCUGUUGCUAACCUUAUACAUGCAGGUCUAGAACAGAUCCAUCAGAAGCUGGACGAAAUUCAAGGUGUCCAACAGACUCGUCCUAAACCCGCAGCAAGGAGAGAACGCCCUAGGCGGACCAACCGAUCCAAUGACGAUUUUGGAGAAAGAGAGUUCCCUGAUGGCGACAGCAAGAGCCAAAAGAAGAGCACAUCCACACAUGCACCUGUAGCUGAGCCAUCCAUAUUCAUCAGUGAAAAGCCCAAAGGUAAAUCUGAAUGCAGCUUUGAAGAUCUAAAAGAUUUUUCAGAUUCAUUACCAAUUUUUGAUGAAUAUGAUGAUGAGCCAACUGAAAGUCUGAUGAAUUGUGAGGAUACUUGUGAUUUUCCUACUCCUGAAUCUGAGUUGAUGCUUGAUAGUAAACUAACCUGUUUUGAGCCGGAGCUUCCGAGCAGUCUUAUUCUUAGUUCACAGGAUUUUGAGGAAGAGCCAUUCAACCAACCACAUCAUGGACGACUUCCUGGCACUAGGACACCUUUGGAUGAUGAUCUAGGUCCCAUAUUUGAUGAGGAAGACGAUCUUGGUCCAGUCUUUGAUGAGGAAGCACCAAGCAUCAACAUGGACAGUCAUCUUUGCUUUGAUCCCGGCACAACUCCUCCCAUUUUAUCCACUGACAUUCAAGAGCACUGUGAGAAACUUGAUUUGAUUUAUUCUCUGCCUGAAUUGUUUGUUGGAAUCAGUUCUCAUAAUGUCAAAAGUUUUGGUCUAGACAAUGUGAAAGAAUUUUGUGUUUCAAAUUCCAUUUUUGAUAACAUGAUUCAUUCUUUUGAGAAACUUGAACCUGAUAAACUCUUUGAUCAAAAAUGUUUUCUAAAUGACAAUGACAUCUCUUCUGGUCUUGUUUUGAGUUUUGAUCAGUUUCUGAAACAUCACAAAGGUUUUGAUCAUCUUGAAAAAUCAUUUGAGCUUGUUUUGCAACAACCAGAUUUUUGUUUCCGAAAACUUUGUGAUUCCUUUGUUUGUUUCAAGGAUAAUUGGUUUGAUCUGAGUUUCUCUAGUCAUGGACUGAUCACUGGUGAUUUGUUUGCAUUCCCUUGUGCCUUGGACGAAUUUAUGGUUAAGACUUUGCUAGAACAGAAAUCACUUAGAACUGAAACCGAUUCUUGUUGUGAUUCUGAUUUGAAACCUGCCCCUUCUUAUUUUGAAUCUGAUCUUGAUCUAAAGUUUUUGUGUUCUGAAUAUGAUCAACCUAGGCUCGUCUUGAAUAUGUUCUAUGGUGUUUCAUGCCUUGAAAGCAUUCUGAUUUGCAACACCUUCUUUGAAAAACAUAUUGAGCCUUGGAAAAGCUGAAAUGUGUGCAACUUGUUCUUGGAAAAUAUAGCUUGAUUUCUGAUU